Molecule: messenger RNA, 895 nt
Organism: Mizuhopecten yessoensis (Yesso scallop)
Lineage: Eukaryota; Metazoa; Mollusca; Bivalvia; Pectinida; Pectinidae
Product: mRNA turnover protein 4 homolog
Exons: 8
Coding region: 64-849 (261 amino acids)
Biological process (GO): ribosomal large subunit assembly; nuclear-transcribed mRNA catabolic process; rRNA processing
Cellular component (GO): nucleolus; preribosome, large subunit precursor
Molecular function (GO): RNA binding
Source: RefSeq, a predicted model, not a curated record
CAUAACUUCCGUUGAGAGAAAGCACGUGUAUCCGGAUAUCAGAGUGACAGGAAAGUCGACAAAAUGCCGAAGUCAAAGAGAGAUAAAAAGAUCUCUUUAACCCAGACAAAGAAGAAAGGAUUGGAACUGAAGCAGAAACUAAUUGAAGAGAUUCGAAGUUGUACAGAAAAAUAUGUCAGAGUUUUUACAUUUUCUGUACAUAAUAUGAGAAAUGUGCAAUUAAAAGAAGUACGCAAUGAUUGGCAUAGUAGCAGAUUUUUCUUUGGCAAAAACAAGGUUAUGUCCCUUGCCCUUGGUAGAACAGCAGAGGAUGAAUGCAAGGAUAACAUACACAAGCUAAGCUCUCAGCUCCACGGUCAGACAGGCCUGCUCUUCACCAACAAGCCAAAAAAGGAAGUUUUAGACUACUUUGAUGGUUACCGUAUGCCAGACUAUGCUAGAUCAGGAAAUAUCGCUACACAGACUGUGCACUUAGAACAGGGACCCAUGCCAGAGUUUUCUCAUUCUAUGGAACCUCAGUUGCGCCAGUUGGGUCUGCCAACAAGUCUACAGAGAGGUACUGUGACGCUAUUACGGGAACACAAAGUCUGUGAGAAGGAUGAUGUUCUGACACCAGAACAAGCCAGAAUAUUAAAAUUAUUUGGUCACAUGAUGGCAGAGUUUCACAUCACAGUAGAAGGAGUGUGGGAGAAAAACAAGUGGAAAGUGUUAGCAGAACGGCCUGUGCCUAUAGUGCCCCCCAAAGUCACUGUCAGACCCAAGAAAAAGAGUGAUGAUGACGAUGACGAGGCUGCAAUGGAAGAUUUAGAGGAAGGCGACGAUAAGAUAGAGAGUGAUGAAGAAACUUGAUUUUUGUUGUCAUCUUUGUGUACGUAUUAAAAAUGUCCUUGUCAAA